AUGGAAGAUGAUCUUGAUUUAGAUCUUUGGAAUUUAUGUGCAGAAGCGAAAGCAUUUUUCGAGAUUCAAGAACUUCUGGACUCAAAUGAAAGUAAAAUUGGUGCAGUGGCAGAGAAAAUUGACGAUAUGCGGAACACUGUCCUUUAUUUUGUACUUCUUGAAACCAUGGAAGAUGAUCUUGAUUUAGAUCCUUGGAAUUUAUGUGCAGAAGUGGAAGCAUUUUUCGAGAUUUUAGAACUUCCAGACUCAAAUAGAAGUAAAAUUGGUGCAAUGGCAGAGAAAAUUGACAAUAUGUGGAAUAUUGUCCUCUCUUCUAUUCAACAAACAUUGGACGAAGUAUAUGAUUCUUCGACGAACAAAGUUAGGAGGCUGAUGAGAUUGUGCUCAAUUCACAACGAUGUAAAGAUGAUAAAGGCAGUAGGAUUCAUGUCACAAUUUUUUGGCUACACAAGACCAAUUACAAUUUUAGGUUUUUCAGAAAAUCAACGAGCAAUCAUGGCCACAGAAGCACUGUGGGUCAAUCUUAAAAAGCAAAUUGUUGAUGAAGUUUCUCCGGUUCAAUUUGUAGAUAGGCUAGCCAUUCUGUGUCGAUCUCCGCCUAGACAGACAUAUCCACCUCCUUCUGGAUCAUUACUUACGCCUCCUUCUGGAGGGAAACGUUCUAGUCAAUUUGAGCUAUACUUGAGCCGUUAG
Molecule: messenger RNA, 693 nt
Organism: Ilex paraguariensis (yerba mate)
Lineage: Eukaryota; Viridiplantae; Streptophyta; Magnoliopsida; Aquifoliales; Aquifoliaceae
Source: the annotation of a GenBank genome assembly